Dermacentor andersoni is the source of this 1507-nucleotide messenger RNA. RefSeq lists its product as uncharacterized. Gene Ontology annotation, molecular function: RNA binding. NCBI's taxonomy places the organism in Eukaryota, Metazoa, Arthropoda, Arachnida, Ixodida, Ixodidae. The record is from RefSeq and is a predicted model, not a curated record.
AUGCCUGCCGCCCGGAACGAAGCAAGUCCGGCUCCUACCACUAAAUCUGAGGAUAAAACAAGGCCCCCUGUAAGAACAUAUGGAGAAGACAUCUGCCUUGGUCUUCAGACGCAAGAGAUGCCGACGGCAAGCGGAUAUCUCAAUGGACACCCGGUGUCGGUGUUGAGAGAUUCCGGCUGCAGUACUGUGGUCGUCAGGCGUUCGAUGGUGCCGGAAAAGAAUUUCACCGGUAUCAUGCGUACCAUUUACCUUCUGGACGGUUCGUUUAAGCGGCUUCCAGAGGCAAAGGUCUAUGUAGAUUCCCCCUUCUUCCGAGGAAGGACACUGGCACUCUGCAUGGAAAGGCCACUCUAUGAUGUUGUUCUUGGGAACAUCGAUGGGGUGCUCUACCGUACUGGUUUCGAUCCGUCACAUGACCUGUCUGACGUGUCAAAACGGCACAAAGACUGGGCGACAGCAGAGGAGCCUGUUCGACACCAAGGCGUGUGCCCGGAUAGAGCUACCGUGAGUGUUGCGUCAAACCCUGCAACUGUGUCGACUGAGGCAACCAAGCAGGAAACGGAACCGUCUACUGAAGCAAAGGAUGAAGGUGCUGCUGAAAGAGCUGGAGAAGGCCAGGAGGGCAGGAGACGAGCGUCCAUCCGGGCUGAUGGGCGUGUGAGUGAAGGCAGUCUCGGUGGCCGUCGCAAGCGGCGCAAGCCCAGAAAGGAGGCGGAAAGCCACAGCCAAAGUGAGCCCGAGGGCACUGACCGGAAAGGAGGAACUCCAUGUUGGGGUGGGCUCCGUUCUUACCAGCGACGCGUCCCUCGGGACCGUUCAGACACAAGGUCACGUAUCGAUGUUGAUGAAAGCAUCCCCGAGUCACUUCGUUACGUCUCGGCUGAUGACACGUGCAAGUGUUCAUUGCACAUUGGGAACAUGUCAAGCCAGGUGACCAAAGAUGAAGUUCGUGCCCUGUCAGAUGCCAUCCGCAGUGUCCGCUUUGUAAACAGGCACAGUGCAUUCCUGGAUUUUGAGAGCCCAGAAGUGGCUACUGCACAGCUAGAGCUCCUGCGCAGCAAGCAGCUCAAGGGGAAGCCAGUGCAUGUGGAGCCUAGCAGACCACGGAACAGUUCCACAUACAAGCGAGACCGCCUGCUGUAUGUGCGAGGGCUUCCUGGUGACAAAGGCAUGAAUACCCUUGGAUCGCUAUUUCCUGAUGCCUUGCUCAUUGAUCGCCGUGAAGGCAAAGUGCUGCUGAGAUUCAAUGACCAUGAAAGUGCCAUAAGUGCCAUCAAACAAGUUAUUGCUCAUGAUGGGACAGACUACAAGUUCAGCUUUGCUGCUGUUCGUCCUAGAUGGAACCGCCGGUGUCCGCCCCGAACAGUGUGGCGCGAAGGGUAGCGAAAAUGUACAGGGUAGCGAAAAUGUAGGCUCUGACUACGUGAGUCGAAUGUGAAUUACAGCGUGAAGUGUGCCUACUGCAUUUAUUGCGUUUGUGAACACUUCAGGAACUACUACUGCGCGU